Molecule: messenger RNA, 996 nt
Organism: Cokeromyces recurvatus
Lineage: Eukaryota; Fungi; Mucoromycota; Mucoromycetes; Mucorales; Mucoraceae
Exons: 3
Coding region: 199-951 (250 amino acids)
Source: RefSeq, a predicted model, not a curated record
AAAAAAUAAAAAUACACUCUCUAUUCAAUAUUGAUACACCUGAAUUUCUUUUUCUUAGAUGAUGGUUAUAAUUUAAGUAUUCAAGGGGUCCUAGGUGGUAUUGUCUUGAUUAUUUCAGGUCUAUUGUUAAUACUACGUCCACUUUGGGAUAGAACACCUGGUGGUACACACACUCAAAAACUUGCUGGCUUUAUUACGAUGGGUUUUGUAACUUGGGUUAUGUUAGCUAACUUUGAGCCCUUCCCAGAGACAUAUGGUAGAAAUCGACAAACGAUUUAUUUUAUUGUUCCCUUGAUAGUAGGGUGUGUUUUCAUGUUCUGUAUGACGGUCACUAUUCAACUUUAUUUGAUGCUAUUGGGUGGAUUAGGUGGACUAGCUGCUGGAUUAUGGGUCUUGGGAUGGAAAGAAAGUCUAUCGAUUCAAUCAGAGCAUGGACGUGCCAUCUUUUUAACGGUCUUAAUUGUUUUAAUGAUGGUCAUGUCACUUUAUAGAUGCUUUUGGCAUAGGUUAGGAACUAGUUUAGCGGGUUCUUAUAUAUUUUUUAUGGGAUUAGAUAUUUAUUUUCAUACUGGAUUUUUAUAUUGUUUUACAUCUACAUUAGAUGGACGGCAUGAACAUCAUUAUGUAGUUUAUCGUAGUACAUACAUUAUGCAAGCAUGUCUUAUUGUUGCUUUUAUCAUUACUUAUCUAUUUCAAAGCUCUGGUCGAUUUAAUGAUCAUCUUUUAUUUCAACAUUCUGUCGUUAUGAAAACAAUGUUAGAUCCUGCAUACAAUAAGGCACCCAUAAUGAAUAAUAAUAAUAAUAGUUGGUGGAUGCCAACUAGAUAUAUUCCAUCUACUUGGUAUAGUUGGAGACCUCCUAUGUGGCCUGCCUUCGUUAGUAAUAAUCGAACUACUGUUCCUCCACUUGCAGCAGUGGCGCCCGCUGCUCCAGUAGUUCCUAUACAAUAACGAAUGAAUAUAUGUAUUUUUAGAAUAAUAAAUGUUUAAUAGUAG